GAUUAGGAUUAAACCCCAGGUGCUCGCUCCUCUUUGCUUCGGCUUUCUUGCACUACUUACAGUUGUUUUCCUCUGUUCCAGGCUCGCUGCACAAAUAAAAUCCAAGCAAGGCGGACGGGCGUCAGGGCUGCCUAUGUAGACGAAAGAAUUCGCUCAAGGUCACGCAACCUGCGGCUGGGCUGCAUCUCGUGACUCCCCGUCUGGAGCGUUGACCGCGGACCGUUCCCGCGUUACAUGCGGUAAGACCAGCUGAUCUUGAGCGCCUCCGGAUCUCUGAAAAUGUCUGGCAAAACGGCUAGCACCACCAACAACAUAGCUCAGGCCCGGAGGACUGUCCAGCAGCUGAGAAUAGAAGCCUCAAUAGAACGGAUAAAGGUGUCAAAGGCGUCAGCAGACCUCAUGCUCUAUUGUGAAGAACAUGCCAAGAAAGAUCCGUUGCUAAUGGGCAUACCUGCCUCUGAGAACCCCUUCAAGGAUAAGAAGACGUGCGUUUUGCUAUAGGAGCGUUCGCGCCACCGCCGCUCUGCGACGCGGGGCAAGAUGUAUAGACAAAUAACCUGUAAGGUACCCGCUAGUAACUCUUCCUUUUCCACGUGUAUCAAUGAUUCCUUAAGCCUUCUAAAGCAUUUCCUCUCUUCCCGGUCUUCGUUAGGAAGCAGGUUUCAAGCCGAAUUAACUGCCCUCUGGGCCGAGGGAGCGGGGUC
This is a messenger RNA of Oxyura jamaicensis (ruddy duck), 704 nucleotides long. RefSeq names its product G protein subunit gamma 12 (gene GNG12). Gene Ontology annotation, cellular component: heterotrimeric G-protein complex. Gene Ontology annotation, biological process: G protein-coupled receptor signaling pathway. Gene Ontology annotation, molecular function: G-protein beta-subunit binding. The record is from RefSeq and is a predicted model, not a curated record. Bases 280 to 501 code for a protein of 73 amino acids. NCBI's taxonomy places the organism in Eukaryota, Metazoa, Chordata, Aves, Anseriformes, Anatidae. The transcript is spliced from 4 exons.